AUGGAGUCAGAGGAUGAUCAAGUUUAUAUUCCUCAAGUAAAGGCAGAGUUGAUGCCUAAAUUAUACCAAGAGUUUGAAACAAUAGAUGAUGUUGCUGCUUUCUACAAUAGAUAUGCAAAAGAAGCAGGGUUUAGUAUUAGAAGUCAUUCUACUGCAACCAGCAAAGAUAAGAAACAACUUAUGAGGAAGGAGUAUGUCUGUUAUAAGCAAGGAGAUUCCAAAGUUGAAGGAGAAAAGCGUAAGAGAGGAUUACCAAAAGUGGGUUGUAAAGCGAGAAUUGCAGUUGUGAGAAAGGAGUCUGGAAGAUAUGCAAUCUCUGUAUUUGUUGAGGCUCACAACCAUCCAUUAACAAGCCCGCCUAGAGUACAUUUGUUGAGAUCUCACCGUGGUGUAUCAGAAGUUAACACAGUUCUAUCACAGCAACUAAGCUUGGUGAAUGUGGAGAAACAUAAACAGUUUGAAUUCUUUGGUGUUCAGGCAGGUGGCAUUCAAAAUAUUGGUUUUAUACAGCGUGAUCUAUAUAAUUAUGGAAGAACUUGUCGUGAAGAGAAGAAGGGGCGUGAUGGAGAUCUACUGUACAUGCAUUUUGAGAAUGAGAAAGAAAAAGAUUCUUCUUUUGUCUAUACAAUGGAUGGAGAUGAGGAAAACAGAGUAACACGGUGCUUUUGGGCUGACUCAAUUUCAAAACGAGCUUAUAACUUUUAUGGAGAUGUAGUUAUCUUUGAUACUACAUACAACACAAAUCGGUAUGGAAUGAUUUUUGCACCAUUCAGUGGUGUUAACAAUCAUGGGCAGACAAUCAUCUUUGCUUGUGCAUUCUUGAAUGAUGAGACAACCGAUACUUUUGUUUGGUUAUUCAAGGAAUUUCUAAAUGCAAUGCCAGGAGAUGCACCAGAAAAUGCCCCCAAGAUGAUCAUUACCGACAAAGAUCCUGCUAUGACUAAAGCCAUUUCAGAAGCACUCCCACAAACAUUUCAUAGAUAUUGCAGUUGGCACAUUCUUAAUAAAUUUUCUGAGAAGCUAGAUGCGAUUAAAUAUCGGGAUUCCUACCAAGACUUUCAUAGCUGCAUAUGGAAUUCAAGUAGUAGAGAGGAGUUUGACUCAAGAUGGAUUGAAAUUAUUGAGAAGAGUGGGUUGAGUGAUAACAAGUGGCUGGAGUCGAUAUACGAAAUUCGUUCAUCAUGGAUACCAGCAUAUGUCAAUCAUGUUUUCUCAGCUGGAAUGUCAAGUAGUCAAAGAGCAAAGAGUCAACAUUCUUUCUUCAAGAAUUAUGUUUCUAAGUGGAAUUCAUUGGUGGAAUUUAUGGUUCAGUUUAAAAGGGGACUUCUUCACCAACGACAUUAUGAGUUAGAGGAGGAUCAUAUUAAUAUUGAUGAGAAGGCAAAAACUGUCGUGUCCCUUGACUUAGAAGAUCAUAUGGCCAAGGUUUAUACACGUAAACUAUUUUAUGAAGUUCAAGAACAGUUGAGAGAGAGCUUCAAAUAUGAACUUGAACUUGUGUUUGAAAAUGUCACUCAAGAACAGUUUAAGGUUAUACGAAAGAACAUUGAUACUUGUAAGUCUCGUGAACUUACUUAUGAAAAGAAAUCUGAUUUUGCAUCAUGCAGCUGUAGAAUGUUUGACAGUCAAGGUUUCCCAUGUCGGCAUGUUUUGGCAUAUUUGAUUAAGAUCCAAGAUGUUGAUAAAUUGCCUAUUCAGUACAUCUUGAAGAGAUGGACUAAAGCUGCAAGACAUAGAGUUGUGUUAGAUUGUAAUGGAAUGGAGAUAAAAGAUAACAAAGCUUUACUUGCAAGGAGGACUAAACUAUUCCAGCAUGCUACAUGUGCAAUUGAUAAGGUUAUGGUGAGUGAUGAGGCUACCAAGCUGUUUAUGGAAGCAUUGGAUGCUUUUUUGGAGAAUAUUAAACCAUUAGUUAGUAAUGAAGGUGGACAAACUGCAGUAGAUUUGGAGAACGAGACCAACAAUGCUACUAUUCGGCAUGUUUUUAAUGAACCACAUCAAGUGAGAGCAAAAGGGUGUGGGAGAAGGUUGAAGAAAGGAAAAGAGAAGAGGAAAGUUAAUGUAAAUGCCAGUCAAGGUAGGCAAUGCCAUGGAUGUGGACUAUUUGGUCAGUCACAUGACAAAAGAAAUUGUCCAACACUUCAUGGAAGACCUGCUAUUGAUGAAAAUGGUGAUUCAAGUUCCACUAGUAUGGAUGAGGAUAGUUGUUCAUCAUCUCAUUUGGCAGAAUAA
Molecule: messenger RNA, 2232 nt
Organism: Rosa chinensis
Lineage: Eukaryota; Viridiplantae; Streptophyta; Magnoliopsida; Rosales; Rosaceae
Product: protein FAR1-RELATED SEQUENCE 5-like
Exons: 2
Coding region: 1-2232 (743 amino acids)
Biological process (GO): regulation of DNA-templated transcription
Molecular function (GO): zinc ion binding
Source: RefSeq, a predicted model, not a curated record